AUGGCGCCAACUCCAACCCCAACCAAAAACAUCCUCAUCCUAGGCGCUAGCUACGCCGGAGUAUCCACAGCGCACUACCUCCUCAAACACGCCAUACCCAAACUCCCAGAUCCAGAGUCUUACAAGAUCGUCCUGGUCAGUCCCUCGACCGAGAUAUUAUGCCGCCCCGCCUGUCCACGGGCCAUGAUCUCAGAUGAUCUAUUGCCUCAAGACAAGCUUUUCGUUUCUAUCCCUGAGGUAUUCAAGAAAUACUCAGAGGAGAACUUCCGAUUUGAGCAUGCGACUGCCCUUGAGCUGGAUCAUGCAGGCAGAAAGGUUUUGGUUAAAUCUACGGAUCAGGUUGAGAAGACCAUAGAGUACCAUGCUCUCGUUAUCGCUACGGGGGCGUCGACCCCGUCUCCGUUGCUUGGCUUGAAUUCCGGUGCGGAUACGCUACGAGCCGAAUGGGUUGAGUUCCGUACAGAAAUGUCUCGAGCGAAGAGUAUUGUUAUCGCAGGUGGAGGGCCUGCCGGGAUUGAAACAGCUGGUGAGCUGGGCGAACACUUGAAUGGGACAUCUGGGUGGUUUUGCGGCAAGCUUGAGAAUCCCAAAGUGCAAAUCACCGUUGUUACAUCGAGCUCUCAGAUUCUACCUGGUCUCCGGUCUAGCAUCGCCAAAAAGGCGGAGGGAUUACUUGCGCGUAUGGGUGUUGUUGUGGUGAAGGGAACCAAAGUCGUGGACGUGCAGCCUCCAAGUGAGGAGAAGGAUACAACGGCUAUAACACUUUCCGAUGGAAGUGUUCUCGAGGCCGAUAUCUACAUUCCAGCAGUCGGGACCACCCCCAAUACAUCCUUUAUCGACAAAUCCCUGUUAAUAGCCGACGGUCGGGUGAAUGUCACAAACGCGUUGCGCGUAGAAGGAGCAGGGGAAAGAGUCUACGCUGUGGGCGACGUAGCGUCAAAUGCACGACCAGCAGUUCAUGCAAUUCUCAGCGCCGUACCAGUGCUCUGUGCUAACGUUAAACGCGAUCUACUGCUUGCUUCCGGUGUUGAUGUGUCCGGAGCUGAUCGAUUAUUCCUUGAAGAUACUCGGGAGACGCAGCUUGUUCCCAUUGGGCGGAGAUGGGGUGUUGGAGCUGCCAUGGGGUGGCAGAUACCUAGCUUCAUGGUGUGGUUGAUCAAGGGUCGAGAUUACUGGCUUUGGACGACGGGUGGGCUGUGGAGUGGGAGUCAGUGGGAUAAAGAGUCGUGA
Penicillium atrosanguineum is the source of this 1230-nucleotide messenger RNA. Its product is annotated as NAD(P)/FAD-dependent oxidoreductase. The record is from RefSeq and is a predicted model, not a curated record. The transcript has a single exon. Gene Ontology annotation, molecular function: electron-transferring-flavoprotein dehydrogenase activity; flavin adenine dinucleotide binding. The coding region runs from base 1 to 1230 and encodes 409 amino acids. NCBI's taxonomy places the organism in Eukaryota, Fungi, Ascomycota, Eurotiomycetes, Eurotiales, Aspergillaceae. Gene Ontology annotation, cellular component: cytoplasm.